AUGACCAAAGACCAAGAAUCUGCUGCAUCAGGAAGCAAAAACGAUGCUUCCGAUCCCUUUUUCAUUCACCAUUCCGAUCAUCCUGGCAUGGUUCUUGUUUCCAAAAUCCUUUAUGGAAACAAUUAUGCGAAAUGGUGUCGCUCUAUGCGCAUCUCCCUAAGCGCGAAGAACAAAUUAGGGUUCGUGAAUGGGACAAUCAAGGCCCCUUCGGAGAAAACUAAGCCUGAGAGUUUUGAGGUUUGGCAACGUUGCAACGACAUGGUUUUAUCUUGGCUGCUCAAUUCGAUAGAACCAGAUAUUGCAGAAAGCGUGUUAUACUCCUCCACCGCACAAGAGAUUUGGGAGGACCUUAAAGAACGUUUUUCCCAACUUAACGCUCCUCGUAUUUUCGAGAUACAACGCACCAUAGCUUCCUUCUCACAGGAGCAGAUGUCUGUUGCUGUUUAUUAUACCAGGAUGAAGAGUUUGUGGGAUGAGCUGUCUUCUUACAGCGAUGUCCCAGCUUGUUCUUGCGGUGCCAUGAAGAAGCAUGUCGAACAGGAGGAACGAAACUCGUUGAUGCAGUUCCUUAUGAGGCUUAAUGAGUCCUACAGCGCCAUUCGAGGCCAGAUACUUCUUAUGAAGCCUCUCCCUAUGGUUCGCAAGGCUUAUUCUUUGAUCACCCAGGAAGAAAAGCAGCGUGACUUGGGUUCCAGCCAAGCAAUCACCGAACCAGAAGCUAUGGCGGUUCGAAACAAUCUGCGUUCAAAUUCUUCUGGGCGCCAACCUCUUCACUAUAGCCAUUGCGAUCGGGAUCAUCAUACAGUGGACAAGUGCUACAAGCUACAUGGCUAUCCCCCUGGACACAGGCUUCACAAAUCUGGGAAAGGCAAAGGGAAAGUUAGCAGCGGUUCCGCCAAUAAUGUGGCCUCCAAUGGUCCAUCCUUGCAGGAGAUUCAUACAGCUAUGCCAUCUUUAUCCGAGGAUCAAUGUAAGAAAAUUCAUGCCAUGAUGAGUGACAACACUAAUCCAUCUCACGUUGCACCACAAGCCAAUACCGCCUUAACUUCUUCAGGUAUUUCCGAAUUGUUACCCAAUUUACAUUGGAUAAUUGAUAGUGGAGCAACUCAUCAUAUUACAUCGAAUUUGAAAUUACUUACCAAGAGGAUGAGUACUUCCUCUAUGUUGCCAGUCACUAUGCCUAGUGGAGAAACAGCACCAAUUGCGUCUACUGGGACUCUUCCUUUGAACUCUUAUUUUUAUUUACAAGAUGUGUUAUGUGUGCCUACAUUUAAAGUUAAUCUGAUGUCCACGAGGACGACGAUUGGUUUAGGUAAGGAGCGUGAUGGACUCUACUACCUUGUGGCGUUGGCGUCUGAUAGAACACCAUCCACCACCCGACCUUCCUGUCACCUGAACAAGGCACCAUUUAUCAACAUUCUUGCAUCUACACACCCCAACAAAAUGGUGUUGUCAAACGUAAGCAUCGCCAUAUUCUUGAGACCGCACGUGCUUUGCGAUUUCAAGCACACUUGCCUCUCCGUUUUUGGGGGGAAUGCAUUCUCACUGCCAUUCAUUUGA
This is a messenger RNA of Prunus armeniaca (apricot), 1560 nucleotides long. The record is from the annotation of a GenBank genome assembly. NCBI's taxonomy places the organism in Eukaryota, Viridiplantae, Streptophyta, Magnoliopsida, Rosales, Rosaceae.